GAGAGAGCGGACAGGGAGCCCGCUGCUGCCACCUCAACAUGGAGUAGCGAGAUCCCAGCAUUGACUGCUCAGGAGCGGAGCCCACAGAGAGGAAUACGCGACGGCCUCUGUGAUUUAUCGAAGCCCCCCGCAAAUGAUACAGCGGCCAGCUAUUUUUUGUUCACGCGAAAGAAAGCUCGGCUCUUAUUUGAAAGAUGGCGAACGACUCUCCAGCUAAAAGUCUGGUAGACAUAGACUUGGCUUCGUUGCGGGAUCCAGCUGGGAUAUUUGAAUUGGUGGAGGUAGUUGGAAAUGGCACCUAUGGACAAGUAUACAAGGGGCGUCAUGUCAAGACUGGACAGCUGGCUGCCAUCAAAGUCAUGGACGUCACAGAGGAUGAAGAGGAGGAAAUUAAACUGGAGAUCAAUAUGUUGAAGAAGUAUUCCCACCACCGAAACAUAGCCACCUACUAUGGUGCUUUCAUUAAAAAGAGCCCCCCGGGACACGAUGACCAGCUAUGGUUGGUGAUGGAGUUCUGUGGAGCUGGUUCGAUCACAGACCUGGUGAAGAACACCAAGGGGAACCAGCUGAAGGAAGACUGGAUCGCCUACAUCUCCAGAGAGAUCCUAAGGGGCCUUGCCCACCUACAUGCCCACCACGUCAUCCACCGUGACAUCAAGGGCCAGAACGUCCUGUUGACUGAGAAUGCCGAAGUCAAACUAGUUGACUUUGGCGUGAGUGCUCAGCUGGACAGGACAGUGGGGAGGAGGAACACCUUCAUUGGCACCCCUUAUUGGAUGGCCCCUGAGGUCAUUGCUUGUGACGAGAACCCAGACGCCACAUAUGAUUACAGAAGUGAUCUGUGGUCUUGUGGUAUCACAGCUAUUGAAAUGGCUGAAGGAGCACCACCACUUUGUGACAUGCACCCAAUGCGUGCACUCUUCCUCAUUCCAAGAAACCCUCCUCCCCGGCUCAAAUCUAAAAAAUGGUCCAAAAAGUUUUUUAGUUUCAUCGAGGGCUGUCUGGUGAAGAACUACACGCAGCGCCCCCCGACAGAGCAGCUGCUGAAGCACCCCUUCAUCCGAGACCAGCCCAACGAGAGGCAAGUCCGCAUUCAGCUCAAAGACCACAUCGACCGCACCAAGAAGAAGAGAGGAGAGAAGGAUGAGACAGAGUAUGAGUACAGUGGCAGUGAAGAGGAGGAAGAGGAUCCUCCAGAGCAGGAGGGGGAACCCAGCUCCAUUGUCAAUGUGCCAGGUGAGUCAACUCUGCGCCGCGACUUCAUCCGCCUGCAGCAGGAGAACAAGGAGCGAUCAGAGGCCCUCCGUCGCCAGCAGCUCCUCCAGGAGCAGCAGCUCCGGGAGCAGGAGGAGUACAAGCGCCAACUUCUGGCCGAGAGGCAGAAGCGCAUUGAGCAACAGAAGGAGCAGAGGAGGCGGCUGGAGGAGCAACAGCGACGCGAGCGGGAGAUGAGGAGGCAACAGGAGCGCGAGCAGCGUCGUCGUGAGCAAGAGGAGAAGAGGCGUAUUGAGGAGAUGGAUCGUCGACGUAAAGAAGAGGAGGAACGCCGGAGGGCAGAGGAUGAGAAGAGAAGGAACGAUCGUGAACAGGAGUACAUCAGGCGUCAGCUGGAGGAGGAGCAGAGACACCUGGAGAUGCUGCAGGAGCAGCUGCUCCGUGAACAGGCCAUGCUGCUGGAGUUCAAGUGGCGGGAGCUCGAGGAGCAGCGCAAGGCCGAGCGACUCCAUAAGCGUCUGCAGCAGGAGCAGGCCUACCUGCUGUCGCUGCAGCACGAAUCCAAACAGCAGCCUGGCGACAAGACCAAACUCCCUUCAGACUUCAGCAAACCUCCACAGACCUCCACCCUGCCCCCUGACAGAGUCCUCCUCACCACAAUCCCUCAAGCUCAGGUCCUUGACAGUGCUGUGUCUGCAGCAAGAGGCCCUUAUGAGUCCUCCAGAGCCCUUCAGACCGUCCCCUCUGAUAGCGCUAAAUCCCAGCCAGCGGUGCAAGAGAAGACUGACUCUGAUGAGACUUGUCCCAGCCCGCUCUCAGACUCCCCCAACCCUAGCCCCCCUCAGACUGAAACCCCCACUGACUCUGAACCUCCCCAGGCAGACAGUUCAGAGCCCGAUAUGUCCACAGAGCCGCUCAGUCAUCCUCCUCAGCCUAUCAGAGAGGCCGACGAGCGGUACCGUAAGAACAUUCAGGGCUCCCCUCAGACUGCCCCUCCUCCCAAGCAGCCCCCUCUGCCUCCCCGCUCCUCUGAACCGUUCUCCAAUGGUAGCUCCGCCUCCGAGGCCUCCGCCAUGCACCGGCCAAUGGAGCCUCAGGUCCAGUGGUCCCACCUGGCCGCUUUAAAAAGCAGCAACAGCGCCGCCCCCUCUCCUCCUCCUCCGCCCGUGGUCUCUCGCUCCCAGUCCUUCAGCGAGCCCGGCGGCGUGACCUCUAGCUUUGCACAACUCCACCUGCGUUCCCAGGACCCCCACCAUCACCACCACCACCACCCAUCGCCCGCACGCACUGACCCACAGCCCCAACCUCCCCUCCACCACCCCCAGGCCCACACUAGGGCCGAACACCAGGCCAGCAGCGAGGAGGUACCACCUAAGGUCCCGGUAAGGACAACAUCCAGGUCUCCAGUGCUGUCGCGCCGUGAGUCCCCUCUGCCAUCACAACCCGGCAACCAGGGCGGACAGAGGAACGCUGGCGGUAAUGUGGAGCAGCGCCCACUGUGGGACCGCGUGGAGAAGCUGCAGCCUCGGCCAGGCAGCGGCAGCUCCUCCGGCUCCUCCAACUCCAGCUCCCAGGCCAGUCCUGGUGACCGCUUCAGGCCACGCUGUGAGUCCCCUGCUUCCUCCAAAUCUGAAGGGUCGCCACUCCAGCGGCCCGACAAUGUUCCCAAAAAACAAGAUGAAAAGAACCUCGCCAGACCUACUCGACCAGCUGGUGAUGCGGACCUGACAGCUCUGGCCAAGGAGCUUCGUGCAGUAGACGACGUGAGGCCUCACCACAAGGUCACGGACUACUCCUCAUCAAGCGAGGAGUCGGGCACCACUGACGAGGAAGACGAUGAGGAGGUGGACCAGGAGGCGGGAGAGGAAUCCACCUCUGGAGCCGAGGACUCCAGGGCUGGAUAUCCCCAUGGCUUCUGCAGGAGGCUGAGUAACGGGGAGACGGAGUCUGCUAGGACUAUGCUGGUUGAGGACUCAGAGAGCGAGCAAGCCAUUACGCCCUCCAAGGAUGGCACGCUGGUCAUCAGACAGAGCACAGUUGACAUAAAGCGGUUGGUCAAUCUCUCAUCCUCCUCCUCCUCGGCUGGCCCUGGCCACGGCCACGGCCAGCCCCAACCCCCCAGCCACGGCCUCCCAGAGAAAAACGGCUUUGCCGGCCGUAUACACCACCUACCAGACCUUAUCCAGCAGAGCCAUCACUCCCCUUCCUCUUCCACGACCAUCCCUUCCGCAUCCUCCACCUCCUCCUCCUCCUCCUCCUCCUUCCCCUCAUCAUCUAGCCUUGCCAGUCCUGCCAUGUCCCCACAGAACCCCCUGGACAAGUUCACUGCCAUCGAGUCCCAGUCAGAGAGCAACUCCAUGUCCAAACACAAGUCUUCCUCUUCCUUCACCCCCUUCAUCGACCCCCGUCUUCUCCAGAUCUCUCCAUCCAGUGGCAGCUCCCUCAACAACAUGGCAGGAUUUGGGCAGGACGGACGGCUGGCGGACCCUCUGAGGUCCGACCCUUCCCGUAAAGGCUCAGUGGUCAACGUCAACCCAGUCAACACGCGCCCGCCCAGCGACACACCUGAGAUUCGCAAGUACAAGAAGAGGUUCAACUCUGAGAUUCUGUGUGCUGCACUGUGGGGAGUGAACCUGCUGGUGGGGACAGAGAGCGGUCUGAUGCUGCUGGAUCGAAGCGGUCAGGGGAAGGUCUACCCGCUGAUCAACAGACGACGCAUCCAGCAAAUGGAUGUCCUGGAGGGACUCAAUGUCUUGGUCACCAUAUCAGGUAAAAAGAACAAGCUGCGAGUGUAUUACCUGUCGUGGCUGAGAAACAAAAUUUUGCACAAUGACCCUGAGGUGGAGAAGAAGCAGGGUUGGGUUAACGUGGGCGACCUGGAGGGUUGCGUCCACUACAAAGUUGUGAAAUAUGAAAGGAUUAAGUUCUUGGUGCUGGCCUUGAAGAACGCUGUGGAGGUGUACGCCUGGGCGCCCAAACCCUACCACAAAUUCAUGGCCUUCAAGUCUUUUGGUGACCUGGUGCACAAGCCUCUGCUGGUUGACCUGACAGUGGAGGAAGGUCAGAGGUUAAAGGUCAUCUACGGCUCCUGCUCAGGCUUCCAUGCCGUGGAUGUGGACUCCGGUGCCGUCUACGACAUCUACCUGCCCACACACAUCCAGACCAGCAUUCAGUGCCACGCCAUCAUCAUCUUGCCCAACACUGACGGGAUCGAGCUGCUGGUGUGUUACGAGGACGAGGGCGUCUACGUCAACACCUACGGACGCAUCACCAAGGACGUGGUGCUGCAGUGGGGAGAGAUGCCAACUUCAGUGGCCUACAUUAGGUCAAACCAGAUCAUGGGCUGGGGUGAGAAGGCCAUAGAGAUCCGCUCAGUGGAGACGGGCCACCUGGACGGCGUCUUCAUGCACAAGAGAGCCCAGAGACUCAAGUUCCUUUGUGAGAGGAAUGACAAGGUCUUCUUCGCCUCUGUGCGCCCCGGAGGUGCCAGCCAGGUGUACUUUAUGACCCUGGGACGCACUUCUCUUAUGAGCUGGUAGUCCUCCCACCACAUCAGCCAACGUGACAAUACCAUACCAACAGAUGACGAUUGUGACUAUGACCGACGACGAUCAAGAAGAGAACAGCCUUGAGCCUGAGCUGGAGAAGCCCCUCGAUGGAGGGAACAGCUUCCUCUCACCCGCUCGGGCGAACAAACAAUGGAUUGGACUGUAAUCAUGAAAAAAAGCGAGGGGUGGGUGUGUGUCUGGGGCCAGGGGGAGGUGCGUUCUGUUUGGGUGCACUGUCACAAGUCACACCAAGUGUACUAGCAAACUAUGUUCCGACAACAGGAGCCCCCACCAGCCUCCAGGUUUUUCUCCCCCCAGCCCCCGCUGCCCACUUUAUGAGCCGAUCCCCCUCCUCCUCUUCCUCUGCGGGACGUGGGAUCUGUUGCCUGUUGACGGUAAAUCUUUCUGUGUCAUAGUAAAACUUUGCAUCGUGUACGUGUGUGAAUGGAAGAAACACUGAGCAUGUGAAUGACGGGGGCGAUGGGGGGCUGAACGCGGCCGUUUGCUGUAUCAAAGAAAGGCGAAUCCUGUGUGCGCCCGCACCUCGAGUGUAGCUGUUCGUAGCUGUGUUUAGUCCAGGUCCCGUUCAGGUAAAAUUAACUUCUUUUCCCACCACGGUAGAUUUUCACGUCAAGCAUGUCAUGUAACACUACUUCACAGCCACAGUUUUCCCUCCCAUAAGUAAGGCUUGACAUGUCAAUCUGCCUCUGCAUCUUCACUUUUUUGCCUUCUCCUCCUUAAAGUGAAGACUUUUUUAAGGGACCUUCUUGAUAUAUCCAUGAAAUACAGGGUACUGGAUGUCAGCUUGUACAUACUAACUACACAAAACCUUGUGGGCUUCAGACUCUCCCAGGUUUUACAGACACUUUCUCGACUUUUACCACAUUGCCUCACGUACUGUAGGUUAUGUCGGACAGAAGUAGCCCUGUUCAUGACAGCAUGUUGCUUUGGUGUUAUUGACACAAUUAGCCCCAGUUUUUCAUACACUGUAUAUUUUGUAUGUGACUUGCUGCACAUAAAUAAAGGAUAAGAAUUGAGGACACACCCUAGUUUUAAAGGAAAAAUCCAACCUGUUUAUUAUCAAUCUGUCAUUUUUAGAGCUUCACAGUUUGUUCCUCUGGCCUCAGUUGCUCAUUUUCACAUGUUCACAGGCUCAGAGUCCGCAGGUUCUGUCGUUCUACUGGAAAUACAAAAACACACCCCCAAAACCGCAAAAUGGACCCACAAAUGUGAGAUGCAUUACCGAAAGCAUUUUUUUUUUUUUUUAGGUGGAUUUUUCCUUUAACGUCACUCAUGAGUUAGGGCUAGGAUAAACUGUGAAUUAGACAUGCAGAAUUAGCAGGUGGCCAUUAAGGUAGCAUGGAGGCCAAGUGACAGUAAGGGAAUGAAGUGUGCAUAGAGCUAGAGGGCUUUGAACAUCACACUCCACAAAGGGGAGGGAAUCAGCUGAUUGUCCUCCAUCUGCACAGUUGACACGCUCGAAGCAUUUCGCAUCAACGAUCAACCAACUCUGUAUUUUGAACGAGACUUUAGCUUCAUGUUGCGCUAAACGGUUGCCUUAGAAGGGUUUCCAGCUGAUUACAGCUGCUCAAAAUCCUCUGCGGGUUUUCGACAAGUUAAAAGUGAAGAAGUUCGAAGUGUGUGUGACGUAGGCAGAAUCUGAAGCAGCCAUGCCAUUCAAUAUUGGACCUCUUUCCGUUUUGGGCUUCAGACAGGCAGUUUUUAUUCACUGAAGAGACAAAUCAGCAAUUUAAACUGGAUCGUGAUUCCAUCCCAGAGUCAAAUUUCAUGUCUUCAUUUUACUUUUCUUCCUUUCUCAUCCUCUAAAACCCGAAUGACAAGGCAAGACUUGUUUGUCACUUCAUGUUAGACUCAUUCCACCGUAGAAUCCACCCUGCGGCUGUGUGUCUGUAUGAAUGAGAAAACUUUCACUCCCCCCACCUCCUCACCCAAACUCGUCUUUGUGAUCCUGCUCUCAGUGCGGGCGGUGCCUUCACUGUCCAAGGUGGGACCUGCUGUGAGCUGCAGAACACGGGAAUGAGAUGCUUUCACUGUCUGAUCAUCUGUGAAGAGCAAAUAAGGCAAAAAGUCACACGUUCUAAUAGCAGUGUUACAAAACCACUUCAGACGGCAUGAACUAAGCGGCAUAUUUUUAACUCUGACUUAGUUUUUAGUCUUGUUUCUGCCAUUUUUAUUAUGUAACCCUUCAGAUAAGUAUGCGACUGCAGUGGUUUUUAAAUUGUAAUGCACACCUUAUGUUGAAAAUGUUUACAGAAGCAAUUGUUUUGUUAAACCAAUGUGCAUCGAUAUGAAUAUUUAUGGUUUAAUUUUGAGGGCAGUUUUCCCCUGUUUUGUAUUUUGUAUUAUUCCCUUUUUGUACUAUCAUUUAGACGUUUGUGUACAGGAAUAAUCGACUUUUGCUCAUGUUAUGAAUUACACCGGUCUAGAGUGUGAUUUCACUGAUUCCUAAACAUCCUGCAUAGUGCACAGUGUGCCCCUGGCUGCGCGACAGCGCGGAUCAAAUGUUUUCUACCACCCAGGUGCCAGGCGACAUGUUUCCCUUCAAACGUCUCUCUGCCAUGACUCGCUAAUUUAUGUCCUCUCUGUGUGUACUAUGGGAAUUACUGUAUUUUCCUGAAGGUCUUUUUUUUCCAUUGAAUAAAAUCAGAAGUAAUUUACA
Messenger RNA from Chelmon rostratus (copperband butterflyfish), 7443 nucleotides. Its product is annotated as mitogen-activated protein kinase kinase kinase kinase 4-like. Gene Ontology annotation, molecular function: protein kinase activity; ATP binding. The coding region runs from base 195 to 4754 and encodes 1519 amino acids. The transcript is spliced from 33 exons. NCBI's taxonomy places the organism in Eukaryota, Metazoa, Chordata, Actinopteri, Chaetodontiformes, Chaetodontidae. Gene Ontology annotation, biological process: protein phosphorylation. The record is from RefSeq and is a predicted model, not a curated record.